AAACAACCUGGGUCCUGAGAAACAGAAUGCGUAGUUUGCUGGAUAAUGUAGUUUUUAUUAAUUCACCUCCACUGUCAUGGGACAGUUCUUGGACUACUGCUCCCACAAUGCAUUGCAUUCCGUGUUUGUUCUUGCGUUAGCAGUAUGGCGUCUUCUUAAAGCGUAUAAAAUUCGCUAGUAUUUUGUUGACAAGUGGAUACGAUGGCAGCAGAGUCCGCAGACAGGAAGGAUGCAGAAUCCUCAGGAACCAAAGACAGAGAGAGGAAACGCAGUCGUUCACGAGAUCGAGACCGUAAAGGGUCACCUUUAUGCAAACGUCAUCGUUCUCGUGAACGAAACCGCUCCAAGUCUCCAGACAGAGACCGCCGCCUGAAAGACAGAGACAAGGAUCGUGACAGAGACAAAGACAGGGAGAGGAGCCGUAAGGACAGAGACAGCCAUCGACGGGAUAAAGAUCACAAGAGAUCCAGAAGCCCUUCACCAAGGUCUAAGGAUGGCAAGAUGAAGAAAGAGAAGGAUAUAAAAGCAGAGGAAGAAGAAGAUGAAAAAAAGAAAGAAAAGGUCCAGCCACUGUCUCUGGAGGAGCUUCUAGCCAAGAAAAAAGCAGAGGAGGAAGCUGAAGCAAAGCCCAAAUUCUUGUCCAGAGCAGAGCGAGAAGCUGAGGCGUUGAAACGCAGAGAGCAGCAGGUGGAGGAGAGGAAGAAGAUGCUGGAAGAUGAGAGAAAGAAAAGGAGGGUGUUUCAGGAUAUUGGGAGAAAAAUGCUGGAGGACCCUCAAGAAAGGGAGAGACGAGAGCGAAGAGAACGAAUGGAGCGCGAGAACAAUGGGAAUGAAGAGGAUGAUGGGCGGCAGAAGCUCAGAGAGGAGAAAGAUAAAAGCAAGGAGCUCGUAGCCAUCAAGGAGCGUUAUUUGGGUGGCAUCAAAAAACGUCGGAGAACUCGUCACUUGAACGACAGGAAGUUUGUGUUUGAAUGGGAUGCCUCCGAGGACACUUCGGUUGACUACAACCCCAUCUAUAAAGAGAAACACCAGGUGCAGCUGUACGGACGUGGCUUCAUCGCUGGUAUCGACCUAAAGCAGCAGAAAAGAGAGCAGUCCCGUUUCUAUGGUGAUCUGAUGGAGAAGAGACGCACACUCGAGGAGAAGGAGCAGGAGGAGACGAGACUGAAGAAGGUGCGUAAGAAGGAAGCCAAGCAGCGCUGGGACGACAGACACUGGUCUCAGAAGAAGAUGGACGAGAUGACGGACAGAGACUGGCGUAUCUUCAGAGAGGAUUAUAGCAUCACCACCAAAGGAGGAAAGAUCCCGAACCCCAUCAGGAACUGGAAGGAGUACGCGCUGCCCGCCCACAUCCUGGAGGUCAUCGACAAAUGUGGCUAUAAGGAUCCAACUCCAAUUCAGAGGCAAGCCAUUCCUAUUGGCUUGCAGAACCGGGACAUUAUUGGUGUGGCAGAGACGGGUAGUGGGAAAACGGCAGCCUUCCUGAUUCCUCUGCUGGUCUGGAUUACCACUCUCCCCAAGAUUGACAGGAUCGAAGACUCGGAUCAGGGUCCUUAUGCUGUGAUUUUGGCUCCAACUCGUGAGCUGGCUCAGCAGAUCGAAGAGGAAACCAUAAAGUUUGGCAAACCCCUUGGUAUCCGAACAGUAGCCGUGAUCGGAGGAAUCUCCAGGGAGGACCAAGGCUUCCGCCUCAGGAUGGGCUGUGAGAUUGUAAUCGCCACUCCCGGUCGUCUGAUCGAUGUGCUGGAGAACCGGUACUUGGUUCUGGGCCGCUGCACCUACGUAGUCCUGGAUGAGGCCGACCGUAUGAUCGACAUGGGCUUCGAGCCUGACGUCCAGAAGAUCCUGGAGUACAUCCCGGUGACCAAUCAAAAACCAGACACAGAUGAAGCAGAGGACCCUGAGAAGAUGAUGAUGAACUUUGAGUCUGGGAAACACAAAUACAGACAGACGGUCAUGUUCACCGCUACGAUGCCUCCAGCUGUGGAGCGACUGGCCCGGAGCUACCUGAGACGUCCUGCUGUGGUGUACAUCGGAUCAGCUGGAAAACCUCACGAGCGGGUCGAACAGAAGGUGCUGCUGAUGUCAGAAGGAGAGAAGAGGAAGAAGUUGCUGGAAGUUUUGUCGCGCGGCUUCGAGCCUCCCAUCAUCAUCUUCGUCAACCAGAAGAAGGGCUGCGAUGUGCUGGCUAAAUCUCUGGAGAAGAUGGGGUACAAUGCGUGCACGCUGCAUGGUGGCAAAGGCCAGGAGCAGAGAGAGUUUGCCCUCUCCAAUCUCAAGGCAGGAGCCAAAGAUAUCCUGGUGGCCACAGAUGUUGCUGGUCGAGGUAUCGACAUCCAGGACGUCUCCAUGGUCAUCAACUAUGACAUGGCAAAGAACAUUGAAGAUUACAUCCAUCGUAUUGGUCGUACUGGUCGUGCUGGCAAGAGCGGUGUGGCCAUGACUUUCCUCACCAAGGAGGACUCUGCCGUCUUUUAUGACUUGAAGCAGGCAAUCCUGGAGAGCCCGGUGUCCACCUGUCCUCCGGAGCUGACCAACCACCCCGAUGCGCAGCACAAACCUGGAACCAUCCUUACCAAGAAGAGACGCGAGGAGACCAUAUUUGCUUGAUUUCAGUUAUUUUUUUACUUCGUUCAUUGACCACAAGACAAAAAUGUUCCUGUUUAUUUUCCCGUCGCACAAUGUGCUCUUUGGUACUUUUUCACCUGGUUUUGUGUUAUUUAUGUCCCAUUUGUGGUCAGAAAAACACAUUUGCAGAGGGUGAAGUUGGACCAGUGAGCAAAACUGUGUAUAAACGUGAAAUAAGUAGCUGCAGAGUUUUGUGUUGUGAUGUGAGACCAAAACCUGAUGGGAAGUCAGGUUUUCCUCUUGGUUAAAUGCUGUAACCGUUUUUAAAUAUAAACAUCCGUACAACACA
Nothobranchius furzeri (turquoise killifish) is the source of this 2917-nucleotide messenger RNA. It is a transcript of the gene ddx23, whose product is annotated as DEAD (Asp-Glu-Ala-Asp) box polypeptide 23. Lineage: Eukaryota; Metazoa; Chordata; Actinopteri; Cyprinodontiformes; Nothobranchiidae. The record is from RefSeq and is a predicted model, not a curated record. Gene Ontology annotation, molecular function: ATP binding; RNA helicase activity; RNA binding. Gene Ontology annotation, biological process: mRNA splicing, via spliceosome. Gene Ontology annotation, cellular component: catalytic step 2 spliceosome.